This is a messenger RNA of Venustampulla echinocandica, 639 nucleotides long. RefSeq lists its product as uncharacterized. The record is from RefSeq and is a predicted model, not a curated record. Bases 1 to 639 code for a protein of 212 amino acids. The transcript has 3 exons. Lineage: Eukaryota; Fungi; Ascomycota; Leotiomycetes; Helotiales; Pleuroascaceae.
AUGGCGGUCCUCGCUAGAUGGUGGAUGAUUUUCAGUAGGAUAUCGACGAUGCCGUGGAUGUGUCUCCAGGCAGCAAUUGAGCAAAUUCUCCAAGAGGACGAUGCCCUGAAGCAGGAAUCGCGGCUUCUAAAAUGGCAAACGCUAAAGAACUCGGAGCUCCUGAAUGUUAGUUUCAUUGGAACCCUGAUCGCCUCCGCCUGCACCGGCUCAAUACAGUGGUCUUCAUUGCAGACAGCGCACUGGAUUGUAUCUGCUGCCUGGUACGGCACAUUAGUAUUCAGCCUCAUGAGCGUAAUGGUGGCCUUCUACCUCAGCAUCCUGCUCUCCAACUUCUCCAUCAACCCUAGUGGUCCAAAACUCUUGCUCCAAACCCUUCAUAGGAGCGGAAAUAAGCGCAAAGCGAGAUGGGGAAGUCUGUUUGCGCUGCAAUUGCCGCUUAUGCUGUUGAGUUACAGUUUGAUUGCGUAUGUGAUCGGUCUAGCGGUUAUGGUUGUUCAGCCGCUUUGGAGCGAGCCUUGGGGGGAUAAGAGUUUGAUUGCGAUUUUCUUUUUGAUUUUUCUGACUUUGUCGAUUGGUGGUUUUGGUGCUGUUUGUCAGUUUAUAUACGUCCAAUGCGAGGAAGUGCUGGAGGUUGAGUGA